Messenger RNA from Chelmon rostratus (copperband butterflyfish), 2958 nucleotides. RefSeq names its product BRF1 RNA polymerase III transcription initiation factor subunit b (gene brf1b). Gene Ontology annotation, molecular function: RNA polymerase III general transcription initiation factor activity; RNA polymerase III type 3 promoter sequence-specific DNA binding; TBP-class protein binding. The record is from RefSeq and is a predicted model, not a curated record. The transcript is spliced from 19 exons. Gene Ontology annotation, biological process: DNA-templated transcription initiation; transcription by RNA polymerase III; transcription preinitiation complex assembly. Bases 269 to 2359 code for a protein of 696 amino acids. Gene Ontology annotation, cellular component: nucleus; transcription factor TFIIIB complex; transcription preinitiation complex. NCBI's taxonomy places the organism in Eukaryota, Metazoa, Chordata, Actinopteri, Chaetodontiformes, Chaetodontidae.
GAAAACAAGCCAACCAAAACACUGAUCUGAGUCUUUUUUAUUAUCAGCAAUCAAUAUCGAGACGUUGAAUUGUUAAAAUAAUCAGCCAGUGUUUCAAUAAACAGUCCGUUUUAGUCUUAGACUGGUCGGAAAGAACAACAAAAAUGGAUUUUAUCGGAAAAAUAAGGCUGAAGACGCAAAUGGCUUCAUCGUGUUUCUAACCGCCAAACUGGAAUCUAUUGUUUUCUGUUAACUGGUUUUCUUCUGUCGACUGCAUUGACCUCUGACCAUGAGCACCAGGGUAUGCAGGACCUGCGGGGGGUCAGAUAUUGAUGUGGACCAGGCCCGGGGCAGCGCAGUGUGUACCAGCUGUGGUUCGGUUCUGGAGGACAACAUCAUCGUCUCGGAGGUUCAGUUCGUGGAGGGAAGUGGAGGAGUUUCGUCUGCUGUGGGCCAGUUUGUGUCUGCUGAUGGUCCAGUUAAAGCUCCUCUUCUUGGUUCUGGUUUUCACACCAGUGUUGGGAAAGAGUCCAGAACCCAGACCCUGCAGGGUGGUAAGCGUCAGAUCCAGCAGCUGGGCAGUCAGCUGCAGCUCAACCAGCACUGUUUGGACACAGCCUUCAACUUCUUCAAGAUGGUCGUCAGCAAACACCUGACACGAGGACGCAAGACAGAGCACGUCAUCGCCGCGUGCCUCUACCUGGUGUGUCGCACCGAGGGGACGCCACACAUGUUGCUGGACCUGAGUGACCUGCUGCAGGUGAAUGUUUACAUCCUGGGGAAAACCUUCCUGCUGUUGGCUCGUGAGCUCUGCAUCAACGCGCCCGCCAUCGAUCCUUGCCUGUACAUCCCUCGGUUUGCUCACAUGUUGGAGUUCGGUGUGAAGACUCACGAGGUUUCCAUGACGGCCCUUCGUCUGGUCCAGAGGAUGAAGAGGGACUGGAUGCACACAGGACGCCGACCGUCUGGACUGUGUGGAGCAGCUCUCCUGGUAGCAGCUCGGAUGCAUAAGUUUCGUCGUACGGUGAAGGAUGUGAUCGGUGUGGUGAAGGUCUGCCAGACCACUCUGAGGAAGAGAUUAACAGAGUUUGAGGACACGCCCACCAGUCAGCUGACCAUCGAUGAGUUCAUGAGAGUAGAUUUGGAGCAGGAAUGUGAUCCGCCGUCCUUCAUCGCCGCACAGCACAAAGCCAAGAUGCAGCAGCUGGAAAAGGAGCUGGCCAAAAAGCUGGAUGACGUCGAAGGAGAAAUCAGCUGCUACAAAGACGAGAUUGAGACCGAGCUGGAGAAGAGCCGACCCAAACUGAGAGGAAUCUACGCCGCUUACACCAAAGAAAUCAACCCCGAGGACACAGAGGUUCUGUGCUCGAACUCUGACCCCGCGGAGCCGGAGGUCGAAGACGACGAGCUCAGAGUCGCCACCCGACACCUGACUCAGGACUUCCUGUGCCAGGUGAUUCAGGAGGAGGAGGGGCGGGGCAAGGCAAUAGACGACGGCAAACAAGAGACGGGGCCUCAGCGUCAGGCCGCCCCCCUCGCCGUCAUUCUGGGGAAGUUGCAGAGCGCCGCCGGCCUGGACCUCCAACAGACCGUUGAUGAGACAGAGACAGAGGAGAACCCCGACAACGAGCAGUCGGAGGGGGGAGAGCUGGACCUGGACGGUAUCGAUGAUCAGGAGAUCGAUAAGUACAUCCUGAAUGAGAAGGAGGUCCAGGUGAAGACGGAGCUGUGGAUGAAGCAGAAUGCAGAAUAUCUGAAAGAGCAGAAAGAGAAAGAAGAGAGGAUCAAGAAGGAGAAAGAACAAGGGACAUAUAAAGAAAAGUCAAAGAAGUCCAAGAAGAAGAAGGAGCAGAUCCAGGCGUCGACUGCAGGUGAGGCAAUCGAGAGGAUGUUGGAGAAGAAGAAGAUCUCCAGUAAGAUCAACUACGACGUCCUCAGAGACCUGAACAGCAGAGGGACAGGAAGCGGGGGGGGCAGCAGUCCCAGCAGAGCGUCCUCCUCCGACCCACCCGACACCAACGCCGCCACACAGAAACGACUCAACCGCCGCCGCCGCAAGAAGAGCAGCGACGCUAAUCGAGACCUCGCUGCUAAUGCCAGCAUCAUGGGGAAGAGGGUCCAGCUCCUGAUAUCCUCCACAUCAAAGAGGAAGAAAACAGCCGUCCAGGCAGAAAACUCCGUCACCAUAGCAACAGAUACAACAGAGGCUGCGUCUGAAGUGACCCCCGACCCUGAACCAGACACUAACUCCACCCCUGCUGCUCCACCCACUGUGCUGGAGGAGGAGGAGGAAGAGGAGGAAGAAGAAGUGGAGGAAGAGUGUGUCAGCGCUCUGCAACUUGUAGGAGAUUAUGGCUGUGAGGAGGAGGAAGUCUUCUAGCUCCAGAUGACCUUUGACCUACACUGAAUAAAAUGCUCCGUCCGGCAGACUGAGGCAGCUCCACUGAGAUGAAUUAAUGUUCCAGAGAUCAAUAACCAAUAUACCAAUAUCAGUGAUCGUUCAAAGUGAAAUAAUCAUUCGUAAAAAAAAGCAUCUCUGCGCUUUUGAUUUUGAUGCUUUUUAUUUUUCCAAUUGAAACUGAAUUUUAUUUAUGUUUUAAAAUUUUUAAUUUCUUCUUCUAAUUGAUCAUUGAUCACUUUGAUAGAUUUUAAAACAUCAAGCCUUUUGACAUUGUUCAUAUUGUAAGUAGGAAAGUUGUAGCUUUUAGAUAUUUGUGUAUUUUUAUAUUCAGUUGUUGUAUAUGAAUGUAAACAUUCCUGUAAAAUAUCAAUACAAUCAGUUUUAAUGCAGUUUAAUAGAAAAUGAAAACAAACCAUCACAAACUCGAUCAGCAGUUUUAAUGUUUCAGCAGUUUUAGUGUUUUUCUUGUGUAUUUGUGAGUGAAUGUGUUCACCUAAAGUGAAAUUUGUGUGUUUUCUGAUGACUAAAUAAUAAUGAACUGAAACAACAUUCCGAGAGAUUAAAGAAACUUUGACAGA